This is a messenger RNA of Plenodomus lingam JN3, 2199 nucleotides long. The record is from RefSeq and is a predicted model, not a curated record. Lineage: Eukaryota; Fungi; Ascomycota; Dothideomycetes; Pleosporales; Leptosphaeriaceae.
AUGCGGUCAUUCGUUCCGGCCCUGACCUUUCUACUCGCUGGCUGUACGCUUGUCGCGGCUGACAUGCGCGAGAAAGUGGAUGUCGACCCUGAUGUCAACGUUGACGUCGAAGUAGAGGUCCUCGUAAGCCAUGAUGGGACUUGUGGCAAUGGCACAUCGUGCUAUGGCUCGCAAUUCGGUGGAUGCUGUGACGCAUCAGGCUGUUGUGGCUCGACGAAAACUCACUGCGGCUAUGGCUGCCAAUUAGGUCUGGGCUACUGUGAGUACACGGUAGGCGAAGUGUCGCCAGACGGAACUUGCGGAUCACUUGCCCGCCGACAAAACGCCACUCAACCCUUGCCGAGUCCUCCUAGCAUUCCAAAUAACAACGAAGCCAAUACGACACCCAAACCAACGCCAUCCGUUCCCAUUGUGGCCAUCACACCCAGCAUCAUUCCCAGCUCUGCCAACCCCGCGGCCUCGUCGAGUGCAUCUUCUUCGGCAUCCGUGGCAGCAUGCGCUGAAGCUUCUCCAAAACCGCAACCUGAUGCGAACCCCGUGUUCAAGCGCGAGGAGAUGGACCCCAAUUGCACUCCUUGUGAAGGACAAGGUGGUUCUCCGCCCUAUUGCGGUGCCGACCAUACCACCAACCACUACAAGUUUACACCAAAGACUUGCCGCACUAUUUACUACAAUCUCGACAUUACAAACAUGACAGUGGCGCCAGAUGGCUACUCGAGGAUCGCACUGACAGUCAAUGGGCAAAUGCCAGGACCAUUGAUCGAGGCCAACUGGGGAGACAACGUCGUCGUCACGGUGAACAACAAGCUCCAGGAUAACGGAACAAGCAUCCACUUCCACGGCAUCCGCCAACUGAACAAUACCGAAUACGACGGAGUCCCCUCCAUCACCCAAUGCCCCGUCGCCCCAGGUGACUCCAUCACCUACAAGUUCGUCGCCACAAACUACGGCACCUCCUGGUACCACAGCCACUACGCCAUCCAAGCCUGGGAAGGCGUUGCCGGGCCCAUGAUCAUCCACGGCCCCACCUCCGCCACCUGGGAUGAAGACCUAGGCACCGUGAUGCUGUCAGACUGGUCCCACCGCACCGUCGACUCCCUCUACGACAUGCGCCAAGACUCCGUCCACGGCGGACCCCUCAUCCUCGACAACGGCCUGCUCAACGGGAAAAACACGUGGGGCGUCGACGGCACCAACAACCAAACCGGCUCGCGCUUUGAAUUCGACAAGAAGUUUGAACCAGGCAAAACGUACCUCAUUCGCAUCAUCAACUCUGCCAUUCAGUCGACCUUUAAAUUCUACAUCGACGGCCAUGAUUUCGAAGUCAUUGCAAUGGACUUUACUAACAUCGUACCUUAUACAACAAACAUUGUCAAUAUCCAUAUCGGUCAGCGCUACAUGCUCCUCGUAAAGGCAAACGCCACACCAGGCAACUACUGGAUGCGCGCCGAUAACCAGCGUGCCUGUGCCGGACUCCGCCAAUCCGACGACAUCAGAGGUAUCGUCCGGUACGCGAAUGCAGGCAACGACACCGCAGUCCCCACCUCCACGGGCUACAACUACACAACCGAAUGCGUCGACGAGCCGCUGGCCUCACUCGUGCCCUCGGCGCCCCUCGACGCUUUUCCCCAGAUCGACGAGUUUACAGAGGACGUGACGUUUGGCGUGACUCCUGAAAAAAUGUUCCGCUGGUAUAUGUCCGGGACGACGUUUUUUUCGCGCUGGGAGGAUCCGACGCUGUUGCGUGUGCUGGGGAAUGAGACUGCGCCGACGUAUUCUGGGAAUUCGAUUUUGGAUUUGCCGAGGUUGGGGGAGUGGGUUUAUAUCAUUGUGCAGACGCCGGUUCCUGUGCCUCAUCCCAUUCAUUUACAUGGCCAUGACUUCUUCAUCCUCGGUUCCGGCCCAGGCCACUACACCGACCAACCGCUCAACCUACGCAACCCCCCACGCCGCGACACAGCCAACAUGCCCGCCGCCGGCUGGCUCGCACUCGCCUUUGAAACCGACAACCCGGGCACAUGGCUGAUGCACUGCCACAUUGGGUGGCAUACGAGCAUGGGAUUUGCACUGCAGAUCAUCGAGGGCAAGAGCCUGAUCAAGAGCACGGUCAAGGAUGAAUGCGGGUUGAGGGGGACGUGUAAGCGGUGGAGUGAGUGGGUGGAGAAGAGGAGCCAUAAGCAGCAUGAUUCGGGGGUUUAG